Messenger RNA from Klebsormidium nitens, 1183 nucleotides. Lineage: Eukaryota; Viridiplantae; Streptophyta; Klebsormidiophyceae; Klebsormidiales; Klebsormidiaceae. The record is from the annotation of a GenBank genome assembly.
CAGAGAGGGGGCCCAAGAAGAGCAGAAGAGCCGCUCGUGGAGGACGCCUUCGGUCUGCAAAGGGUAGGUAGAGAGGCCUUCUUCAUCUGUAGGAAAGGUCUCCCCCUGAGCAGGUUAGAAGCAGGCGACGUGCUCAACAGGGGGUUUGGGGGCUUCACGGGGGCAUAGGGCCCGAGGGCCCCGGAGAAAGCAAGGAUGCAGGAUACGGCAGGAGAUAUGUUCAUGGGUGCCUGGAUGGACCCUAGCCUGAUGACGCCAGAGCCGCUCCUGACAGGAGACCAGAACGCUGCGUGCCAGUGGCAGUGGCCCGCUUUUGAGAAGACAGAGGAGAGUGGACAAAGCGAGAAGGGCCCUUCAUGCAAGAAGUCGGGCAGCAGAAAGAGGCAAAGAGGGGAGCAGUCAGUGGCUGCUGCAGACAAGGCUGACCGGGAAAGGGAGCGCCGCAACCGGCUGCACGCAAAGUUCAUGGAGUUGAGCCAGCUGCUAGACCCGGGGAGGCCACCCAAGACGGACAAGUCCACCAUCCUCACAGAUGCGGUCCGCGUUAUCGGACAGCUGCGGAACGAGGCGGAGCAGCUCAAGGAGUCCAACACCCAGCUUAGGAGCAGCAUCAAGGACCUAAAGGUUGAGAAGAAUGAGUUGCGCGAGGAGAAGGUCCGCCUCAAGAACGACAAGGACCGGCUAGACUUGCAGGUCAAGACCAUGAUGCCGCCCAGCUUCGGCCUGCCCCAGGCAGCAAUGGCAGCCGCAUUCGCUGCUCAGCAGCAGCAUAAGCUGCAGGCGCCGGGCCAGGCAGCUAUGGGCAACUUUGGCAUGUGGCAGUUCCUUCCCCCACAAGUACUGGACACGUCUCAGGACCAUGUGCUGAGGCCGCCGGCUGCUUAGAGCCGAGGAAUGUUGUGUCAAGAGUCGCGGGAGGAGAGCAGAGGUGGCACUGGUCAGCCACCUUUUGUUUUGUAUUUUAGGGCGGUAUUUCUGAGGUGGUGCCAGGGCCACAUUUUUCGGACGAGAAUUUGUAGCCAUCUGUUACAGUGUUGGUCCUUAAUAAAUGGACCUCGCUUGUGCAAGUCUUUGUUGCCAGAUCAAAACGCUGCAGAUGAUUGCAUCGUUUAUGACUGCGUGCACCUGAUCAUUCUGCACUAGGCUCUAUGAGCGCUCCUGUUUUGUAAUCGCCUGGGUCGGC